GCCCUCCCGCGGGCCGCCCCCUCAUAGGGUCUGGCAGGUCCUAGACUUAGAGAGGCUCAGAGAGCCCCGCCCCUCGUAAGUCCCGCCCCAGAGUGUUCCUCCCUGGCGAGCCCCGCCUCUGCCCCGAGUCAGCUGCUCGCUUGGGACCUCUUUUUCUGUCUUUCCUGUCCGGGGUGCUCAGGUCCAUGCCCUUUAAUCACUUCUCAUAGCUGAAGGCUGCCGAAAGCUGGAUCCCUCCUGAUUCCUUUGUUUGGGAUUGGGCUUCCCACAUCUAGCCUAUCACUUAUUAUUUUCCCGAAGGCGUGGAGGGGGAGCCUCGCGGGGUCACCGAUCCUCGCAGAAGCCCGGGACUCAGAACCCUUAGCCAUCCCUCUCCACUCUUCUCGGCAGUGGUUAACAGUGCAGUCUCUGCCGUCGGGUAGAACUCGACUGAAAUCCUGACUCCUUCCUUUAGGAGCUGGAUUACCUUUGAGAACAGCCCCAGCCCAGGUGGGAAGGAGGCAGAAACUCGGCAGCCUGUGGUGAUUCUCUUGGGCUGGGGUGGCUGCAAGGACAAGAACCUUGCCAAGUACAGUGCCAUCUACCACAAAAGGGGCUGCAUCGUAAUCCGAUACACAGCCCCGUGGCACAUGGUCUUCUUCUCCGAGUCACUGGGUAUCCCUUCACUUCGUGUUUUGGCCCAGAAGCUGCUCGAGCUGCUCUUUGAUUAUGAGAUUGAGAAGGAGCCCCUGCUCUUCCAUGUCUUCAGCAACGGUGGCGUCAUGCUGUACCGCUACGUGCUGGAGCUCCUGCAGACCCGUCGCUUCUGCCACCUGCGUGUGGUGGGCACCAUCUUUGACAGCGCUCCUGGUGACAGCAACCUGGUAGGGGCUCUGCGGGCCCUGGCAGCCAUCCUGGAGCGCCGGGCCGCCAUGCUGCGCCUGUUGCUGCUGGUGGCCUUUGCCCUGGUGGUUGUCCUGUUCCACGUCCUGCUUGCUCCCAUCACAGCCCUCUUCCACACCCACUUCUAUGACAGGCUACAGGACGCGGGCUCUCGCUGGCCCGAGCUCUACCUCUACUCGAGGGCUGAUGAAGUAGUCCUGGCCAGAGACAUAGAACGCAUGGUAGAGGCACGCCUGGCACGCCGGGUCCUGGCACGUUCUGUGGAUUUCGUGUCAUCUGCACACGUCAGCCACCUCCGUGACUACCCUACUUACUACACAAGCCUCUGUGUCGACUUCAUGCGCAACUGCGUCCGCUGCUGAGGCCAUUGCUCCAUCUCACCUCUGCUCCAGAAAUAAAUGCCUGACACCUCCCCACAACCUGCAUCUGUGGGGCACUCUUCUCGUUCAACUCCCUGUAGCCCUUUGGGACUUUGCGGUCCCCUAAGUAGAAAAUUCCUAUGGGCCUGUCUCCUGGGGGCCUCCGUCUGCUGGUGGUCUGCUUACCACAGAAUCCUAAGGGGCAGGAGUGCCUGGGCAUGUGUCUAUGGGAGCCUUGCAGUCAGUUGUGUUUGGACAAGUGCAACAAUCAGGCUUCUGAUUCCUGUGGCAUGCAGGCUGUAGAGGUUGACAAAUGGAGGGGGGUGUUGAGGGUGAGCCCUAGUUGAUUUUUUAAAAUUUAAACUCUGGUAAGAACAUUUAA
Pan troglodytes (chimpanzee) is the source of this 1623-nucleotide messenger RNA. RefSeq names its product transmembrane protein 53 (gene TMEM53). NCBI's taxonomy places the organism in Eukaryota, Metazoa, Chordata, Mammalia, Primates, Hominidae. The transcript has 3 exons. The record is from RefSeq and is a predicted model, not a curated record. Bases 630 to 1244 code for a protein of 204 amino acids.